AAAUCGAUAAUUUUGGUUAUGUCCAUUACUAAAUUGCUCGGAUGCUAAAUUUAUGCUGGUGGAUUUAGCGGAAGGUUUAAAUUUGGAAAUAUAUUGUGUUGGUGGGCUUUUAUACUUUUAUUCCGAUCAAAAUCAAGAGAAAGAGUUUAAUUAAAGUAAUUUCAAAUACAAUUUGAAUUCAAUUAAAUAACAAGUUUUGUUUCAAAAUGUCUGAGUUGCAAUCGUCUUUGCUUUUAAAAAAACAAUUGGCAGAGUUGAACAAAAAUCCCGUUGAAGGAUUUUCGGCCGGACUGAUUGAUGAAAAUGAUAUAUUUCGAUGGGAAGUUCUCAUCAUAGGACCACCAGAUACACUUUACGAAGGAGGCUUUUUCAAAGCACACUUAUAUUUUCCAAAAGAAUACCCUCUUCGUCCUCCCCGCAUGAAGUUUGUGACAGAAAUUUGGCAUCCUAAUAUUGAAAAGAACGGUGAUGUUUGCAUUUCAAUUUUGCAUGAACCUGGCGACGAUAAAUGGGGUUAUGAAAAGGCAUCUGAGCGUUGGUUGCCAGUGCAUACUGUUGAAACAAUUUUGAUAUCUGUGAUAUCAAUGUUGGCUGAUCCUAACGAUGAAUCUCCAGCUAAUGUUGACGCUGCUAAAGAGUGGAGGGAAUCAUAUCCGGAGUUUAAGAGAAAGGUUGCCCGAUGUGUCAGAAAGAGUCAAGAAGAAUGUUCAUAGAGAUUUGCGUUAUUUUAUAUAUUUAUAAAAAAAUUUGGUACAUUAAAAUCAGUUAUUUAGUUUUUGUCACAUAACUAGAUAAUGUCGUUACUGCGGCACAAUUUGCUAAAUUGAAAAAU
Ceratitis capitata (Mediterranean fruit fly) is the source of this 832-nucleotide messenger RNA. It is a transcript of the gene Ube2g1, whose product is annotated as ubiquitin-conjugating enzyme E2 G1. Gene Ontology annotation, molecular function: ubiquitin conjugating enzyme activity. Gene Ontology annotation, biological process: protein polyubiquitination; proteasome-mediated ubiquitin-dependent protein catabolic process. NCBI's taxonomy places the organism in Eukaryota, Metazoa, Arthropoda, Insecta, Diptera, Tephritidae. The transcript is spliced from 3 exons. The record is from RefSeq and is a predicted model, not a curated record. The coding region runs from base 207 to 713 and encodes 168 amino acids.